This is a messenger RNA of Heterocephalus glaber (naked mole-rat), 6414 nucleotides long. RefSeq names its product adenosine monophosphate deaminase 3 (gene Ampd3). Lineage: Eukaryota; Metazoa; Chordata; Mammalia; Rodentia; Bathyergidae. Gene Ontology annotation, biological process: AMP metabolic process; IMP salvage. Gene Ontology annotation, cellular component: cytosol. The record is from RefSeq and is a predicted model, not a curated record. Gene Ontology annotation, molecular function: AMP deaminase activity.
UGUGGGAGUAUGGAGUGGGCCUUGGAUGCCGAGGCUGGGGGCCCCUGGUCAUGCCCACCCUGAAGCCUGGCUCGGCCUGUGGAUGUCUGGAGGUGGUGGAGAGGAGGCACAGGACACUGAAGAGCAGGGCUGUGGUGAUGGGGUGCCUAGGGGCUCCCCCUUCCCUGUCAGAGGCCCACAGCUGCAGCUGUCACACUAUUCUCCAGGCCCAGAAUACUGCCCUCUGUCCCUGCAAGCCCACUGAGAAGGGUGCCAGCUUGGGCCUCUGUGUCCCCAGAAGUCUAAUGGGUUCAAAGUCAUGGGGCUGACUGGUUAGUACAAAAUCAAUCCUUGUUGAGGUAGCUUAAGGUUAGUAUCUCUAAAUACAGGCUAGAUCCCCUCAACCAGGAAGACAUGGUUUUGAUUAGAAAGUGAACAAGCCCCCCCCCCACUGUAGUCCAUUUAGAGAUAACACCAUAUUAAUCUACAAGGAACUUCCUUGUUCUUUUUUACAAGUGCAUGGUAUUUCGCUGUGUGGAUGUGCCACGAAUGUGUUACCUUCCUGUGGAUGGGAAUUAGGUGGGAAACAAUGCAGGCUUUGUCUGAAGAUCAGUGCCCUGGCCAAGCCUCGAUGUUCACCUUUAGGCAGAAUGGUGUAAAGGGGGAGCAGAGGUGGGCCGGCUGUGAGUGGACUUGGCCCUGGACAGUUACCUCUCUUCUUUCUGCCAGUCUGGCACAUGCUGGGGAAGGAGCCCCUGGCCCUGGGCAACUAGUGAGAAGUAGGCUGACCUUGCAGAUCCCCUUGGCACCACAGGGUCUGCCACCAGCCAGGGGGUCUGCAGUGCCUAUGAGCCUGGCUGCUGGGCGCUGCUCCCCUGGGAGCCUGUGCCUCUUAUCACGCUGAGUCCAUUAGUUCUUCAGAGAAAGCAUUUGGCUUUGCUGUGAGUGGGGAUGUGGUUUUGUUGAAGAUGAUUGUGCCUGCCUACCCAUUCCUGUCACUCUCAGAGGCCAUCCCAUGGGGAUGUAAAGUGGAUUUAACCACCCUUGUGGGGACAUUGAAGGCAAGAAAGAGAAGCAUCUGGCUUUACAGAAAGCAGAGUACUAUUUGGUAAAAGUAUAAAAACAUGAGUGGGAAUGAUGAAUACAUACCAAGGCCAGCGUCCUCCUCCCUCUGAGGCUGGAGUGGGGUGGAGGAGACAGAAAGGUAGAUUUCUAGCUGUCUCUGUGAUGAUUAAUUGCUUUGCACUUGUGAAAUGUCUGAAACGAUUAUGAAAAUGUGAACAUUGUUAGCUCUGGAAGGUAGAUGCUGGUGUCUGUUAUAUUACCUUCAGUGCUUGUCUGUGUGUCUACAAUAUUUCAAAACUAAACAUGAUUAUUUUAUUAAGACAAAAGAGGAAAGUCCCAGCCCUCCCUACUCUGUGCUCCCCCAGCAUCUUGCACCUCCCUUUCUGUGUCACUUCUCGCUGUCCUGCCUGCCUGUUUGUCUCCCCAAGCUCAUUCAGACUUCGGUGACAUCCUUGCCAAACCAACUACAGUUAAUGGGCUCAUUGGAAGGUGAGCAUAUGCCUCAUUCAUCUUUGAACAUAAGGCAGCUAUGGGAAAGCAGAACAUUCUUGGACUAUGGGACUCAGUCAGAUCUUUGUGACUUUCUGGCAAGUGAUUGAUCCUUUAUGUGCCUCAGUUUCUCCAUUUUUACAAAUGGAUUGCGGUAUGGAGUGAAAUGAGAGGGUUCACAUAUGGGAAGGUCUUGCACAUAACACAUGACCAUAAGGGGUGUUUGUCAGCCAGGGGUUGAUGAAGCAUUGUGUUGGGCAUGUAGAAGUUUUCUUAUUUAUUUAUUUGUUUGUUUGUUUGUUUUAACAUCUGAAGGACCCACAGAUUUUCUCAACACAAUAUGAUGGUGCUCCAUCAGGAGUAGGAGUCAGGCUUUGUCUCUUUGGGUUCUGGGGGGCAGCAGCAGGCUUGUGGUUUAAUCAGCAGCUGUGGGUGGGGGUGGUCUCUGGAUAUGCAGCCCUGAGUGUCUAUCUAUCUCCCAGCAACCCUGACUCUUUUCUUUUGUCUCCUAUAUUGGGGUCCCAAGACCACCGCCAAGUUUGGUGAUUUGUUAGCACUCUCAGGACUCAGCAGCUAGAUGUUCUCACAGCUGUGAUUUAUCACAGUGAAAGGACACAGAGCAAACCAGCCAAGGAGAAAGACUGGUCAGCACAGAGAUCACUGUAGAGGACUAUGAGCAGGCUGCCAAGAGCCUAGCCAAGGCCCUGAUGAUCCGGGAGAAGUAUGCACGGCUCGCCUACCACCGCUUUCCACGGACCACGGCCCAGUACCUAGGUCAUGGGGUGGCUAAUGCUGCACUUCUGGACGAGGGUUUCCCGGACUUCCACCCUCCCCCACUGCCCCAGGAGGACCCUUACUGCCUGGAGGAUGCACCCCCCAACCUGGGGUACCUGGUCUGCAUGCGGGGGGGCAUCCUCUUUGUGUAUGACAACAAGCAGAUGCUGGAGCGCCAGGAGCCCCACAGCCUGCCCUACCCUGACCUGGAGACCUACACAGUGGACAUGAGCCACAUCCUGGCCCUCAUCACCGAUGGCCCCACGAAAACCUAUUGUCACCGGAGACUGAAUUUUCUGGAAUCCAAGUUCAGCCUUCAUGAGAUGUUAAAUGAAAUGUCUGAGUUCAAAGAGCUGAAGAGUAACCCCCACCGAGACUUCUAUAACGUGAGAAAGGUGGACACGCACAUCCAUGCAGCGGCCUGCAUGAACCAGAAGCACUUGCUGCGUUUCAUCAAGCACACAUACCAGACGGAGCCCGACAGAACUGUGGCCGAGAAGCUGGGCCAGAAGGUCACCCUGAGGCAGGUGUUCGACAGCCUUCACAUGGACCCCUAUGAUCUCACCGUGGAUUCGCUGGAUGUCCAUGCAGGCCGGCAGACAUUCCAUCGCUUUGACAAGUUCAACUCCAAAUACAACCCUGUGGGGGCCAGUGAGCUCCGUGACCUGUAUUUGAAAACUGAAAACUACCUGGGAGGAGAGUACUUUGCUCGGAUGGUGAAGGAGGUGGCCCGGGAGCUGGAGGAGAGCAAGUACCAGUACUCAGAGCCGAGGCUCUCCAUCUAUGGCCGCAGCCCACAGGAGUGGCAAAACCUGGCCCGCUGGUUCAUCCAGCACAAGGUCUACUCACCCAACAUGCGCUGGAUCAUCCAGGUGCCCCGGAUCUAUGACAUAUUUAGGUCAAAGAAGCUGCUGCCAAGCUUUGGGAAGAUGCUGGAGAACAUCUUCCUGCCCCUUUUUAAGGCCACAAUCAACCCCCAAGAUCACCGGGAGCUUCACCUCUUCCUCAAAUAUGUGACAGGGUUUGACAGUGUGGAUGAUGAGUCCAAACACAGUGACCACAUGUUCUCAGAGAAGAGCCCCAGCCCAGACAUCUGGACCAGUGAGCAGAAUCCGCCCUACAGCUACUACCUGUACUACAUGUAUGCCAACAUCAUGGUGCUCAACAAUCUUCGGCGAGAACGGGGCCUGAGCACGUUCCUGUUCCGGCCUCACUGUGGGGAGGCCGGCUCCAUCACCCAUCUGGUGUCUGCCUUUCUCACUGCCGACAACAUUUCCCAUGGGCUGCUCCUCAAGAAGAGUCCAGUGCUGCAGUACCUCUACUACCUUGCCCAGAUCCCCAUUGCCAUGUCUCCUCUUAGCAACAACAGCCUUUUCCUGGAAUAUUCCAAGAACCCCCUGCGGGAAUUCCUGCACAAGGGGUUGCAUGUCUCCCUCUCCACCGAUGACCCUAUGCAGUUCCACUACACGAAGGAGGCACUCAUGGAGGAAUACGCCAUCGCUGCACAAGUGUGGAAGCUGAGCACGUGUGACCUGUGUGAGAUCGCCAGGAACAGUGUGCUGCAGAGCGGCCUCUCACAUCAGGAAAAGCAGAAGUUUCUAGGACAGAAUUACUGUAAAGAAGGACCUGAGGGAAACGAUAUUCGAAAGACAAAUGUUGCACAGAUCCGGAUGGCAUUCCGAUAUGAGACUCUAUGCAAUGAGCUCAGCUUCCUGUCUGAUGCCAUGAAAUCAGAAGAGAUCACAGCCCUGAACAACUAGCUCCAGCAAGCAACUUGCAUCUUAACUUUUUGGUUUAAUUUCAGACCUGCUGGGGCUAUUGUGGUCAAGACACCAAACAAAGGCUUUCUUUCCUCUGUGAAGAGGAUACUGCUAGAAGAAUUUCAGACUCAUGAUUUUGGUUGCACUGUUCACUUUAAGACCGAACAUACCCACUUGUGUUAAUAUUUCUGAGUAAGGGUUGGUGACUUCUCCUUGGUGAUCUGGGAGCUGGCACUUGUCUCUACUUGUUCCUAAUUUUCCACAUAUUUCUCUUUUAACUGCCAGUGCCUGAAUUGGUGGGGCCAGGAUUUUCCAUGGUCAAAUGCCAAAAGGCAUGAGGUAUGUAUGAUUUUGUCACACUCCUUUUUAUAUGCCCUGCAGGCAAGCUGGUAGUUGUUCAUUUCAGCCUCCGGCUGGCUGGAUGCCUUAAAUAAAAUCUACUUCAAAGCUCCCUUUCAUAAAGGGGCUAUUUUGAGAAAAUAGAAGGCUCCCUUCUUGACCAUUUCUUAAUCUGUUUUGUUUAGCCCUCCUUGCUCCUUUCUAGUAGGAAGCUGUAUGUACUAAGAAUAGUCACUCGUAUUCUGUGUUGGUUUCCUUGUCCUGAAAGUGAGGGUUUGGACUAGACAAGUGUUUUCAAAUGUACUGUGAAUCCCCGCUCAUGGACCAUUCCAGGGUUGGGGAAAAAAACAGAGUGAGGUUCUGGUAGCAGUCAAAGUGACUCUGCUUUCAUCAGUUUUACAGUGGGCCUGCUAAGUAUUCUCAUCUGAAAUAAGGGUGUUGCAAAGCACAGACCAGGUGACCUGUGUUUCUUUUGGCUAUAAAUAUCCUAUGUUUGUAGCCCAAUUAUCAUUUACCCAUGAAGAGUUAGGCCAGUGAAGUGAAAUUGCUUAAGGUCACACUACUAGUAACAGUACUAGAAUUAGGUCCAGUAGUCUCACAAAUGUUAAUUUUUUUUUAAACCACUAUAACCUAGCACAUUUUUGUUAAAGGCAAAAUUUCUCCCUUACCUAAAACAAAGACUUCUUCAGAUGACAUAGUGGUCCCAGGGGCCAGGUAGAAAGCAUUUAUAAAAGACCAAUCCGCAGUUAAGCUUUAACAAUGUACUUUUCAUCUGUGUUACUAGUGCCUCGUACAUAGUAGGUGUUCAAAUGCAUAUGGAAUAACUGAAUGAAUUUCUCUUUUGGCAACUUUUUAAGGAUAUGUGCACUGAUUACUCAACAAGCUGCUCAAGGAUCUUUCUAAAUAUUUGUGGGCAAAUUCAGACUACAGGAAGUCUUUGAAUCACUAUAAAGUUAGGCAAAGCCAAUUUUUGUCUGGGAACAUGCUUACUUCAUUUUAGAUUGUCUUGUCCUGGGCUGGGGAUUUAGCUCAGUGGUUCUGCCACCUGCCUCACAAGCCCAAGGUCCUGAUUUCAAUCCCCGGUACAAAAAAACCAAACCAAAACAAAACCAUAGAUUAUCUUGUCCUGUGACUGUCUGCCCAUCCAGCCGUCAAUUUAGUGUAUGGAACAAUAAAUGUAACUUUUUGUACUUGGCAAAUAUAUAUGCUAUCUUAUAGCUAAUUAUGAAAUUGAUGAAAGUCAGUCAUUAUCUUAGGGAUUAAUUUUGAAAUUCCUCCAUUUGAAUACAUUUGCCCCAAUACAGCAAGUACUGUAUAGUUUUUCAUUGUUAUUUUAUCUGUAUCAUGAAUUUUAAAAAUUAUUAAAGUGUCAGGUCUGUGAAGCAAUUUAAAACUAUUUCAAGUUAAUACUUAAAGCAAAAGUUUGUUUUUUAAGACUGGGCAUAAUGAAAAGCUAUCAGUAACUAUUUAUUUUUUUACUGAGACACGGACAACAUUCACUAGUGAAGCUUACUAGACCCAGAAGGUAACCUUUGCUAUCUUUUCUCUAACUUCUAGCCUGUUACUAGUUCAUCAGCGAAGCCACUCACCUCAUCUUUUUUUCCUGGGAUAUUAGUGUAGCCUGUUCAGUCAACAUGUGUUGGCUUUACCUGUCCUGCAAGCUUUUCAGACAUCCUUUUCUAGAGUACUUUGCAUUUUUAUUUCAUUGCUGCACUUUACUGGUCUUUUGGGGGGUGAAUCCCUACUUUCCUUUGUGUCCCCCUAUGGAAUCAAAGGCAGUGGUAUACUGUGCCCAGGCUUCUCAAGGAAUGGUUUUGAGGUAGUUACCCCAUAUUUAUUAUAAAGGGCUUCAGUUUGCUCUAUGUGUUACUUCAAAUCGUAUUGUCAAAAUGAUCACUGUCAUUACUCUUUGCCUGAUGAACACAAAUCUCAGCUUCUGGGUUGUUAUUUACUGAGGUCUGUUCUUGGCCUUUACUGUCUCCUGAAUUAAAGCAGAGUUGAAAGUACA